CUCCGGUGACGGCUCGAGGCGGACCGGGGCCGCCAGCUGGGUCGGAGCGGAGCGGCGUCAGGAUGGACGAAGACGUGCUGACCACCCUCAAGAUUCUCAUCAUCGGCGAGAGUGGGGUGGGCAAGUCCAGCCUGCUGUUGAGGUUCACAGAUGAUACUUUUGAUCCCGAACUUGCAGCAACAAUAGGUGUUGACUUUAAGGUGAAAACAAUUUCAGUGGAUGGGAAUAAAGCCAAACUUGCAAUAUGGGAUACUGCUGGUCAAGAAAGGUUCAGAACAUUAACUCCCAGCUAUUAUAGAGGUGCACAGGGUGUUAUAUUAGUGUAUGAUGUUACAAGAAGAGACACCUUUGUUAAACUGGAUAAUUGGCUAAAUGAAUUGGAAACAUACUGCACAAGAAAUGACAUAGUCAACAUGCUCGUUGGAAAUAAAAUUGAUAAGGAAAAUCGUGAAGUUGAUAGAAAUGAAGGUCUGAAAUUUGCCCGCAAGCAUUCCAUGUUGUUUAUAGAGGCAAGUGCAAAAACCUGUGACGGUGUGCAGUGUGCCUUUGAGGAACUGGUGGAAAAGAUCAUCCAGACCCCUGGACUGUGGGAGAGCGAGAACCAGAAUAAAGGAGUGAAGCUGUCACACCGAGAAGAAGGCCAGGGUGGAGGAGCGUGUGGCGGCUACUGCGCUCUGCUAUAAACUCUGGGGACACAUUUGAUCACAUAAUGACAUCCUUCCUGUACAUAAACUCUCCAACUGCUCUUUUAGGGACCUUGCAGUUUGCACAUAAUUUGUUUGCAUCAUGACAGUAAAUAGUUGCAGGAAAUUCCACUCAUUGGCUUUCCCAGGUAAUGUUACGGUAAGCAUGCACAGUUUGCAGUCUCCAUUUUU
This is a messenger RNA of Echinops telfairi (small Madagascar hedgehog), 875 nucleotides long. It is a transcript of the gene RAB18, whose product is annotated as RAB18, member RAS oncogene family. NCBI's taxonomy places the organism in Eukaryota, Metazoa, Chordata, Mammalia, Afrosoricida, Tenrecidae. Gene Ontology annotation, molecular function: GTP binding; GTPase activity. The record is from RefSeq and is a predicted model, not a curated record. The coding region runs from base 63 to 683 and encodes 206 amino acids. The transcript has 7 exons.